AUGGCACCGCUCGGGAAGCUUUUUGGCCCAGAAAGUUCUCCGGCGGUCAAGCCGAUUUGGAAAGAGUUUUCACGCACAAUCGAGAAGUGUCUUGCCGUUGCCGCCUAUGUUGAUCUCGAGAUUGAGCGGCCGCUGUAUGUGCACGACGUCGACAACAAAAAGCCAGAUUUCCUCGCAAAGUUCCCCGCUGGGAAGAUCCCUACCUGGGAGGGUAGUGAUGGUUUCCUGCUGUUUGAGUCGACCGCUAUUGCGAAAUACCUCGCGAGUCUUGCCCCGGACUCGGGACUUCUCCCCACAGACCCCAGGACCGCUGCGCUUGUCAAUCAAUGGGUCUCCUUCGCCGAGAAAGAAAUUCAAGCCAUGAACUUCCCCAUUUACCAGAUCACCCAUGGCAUCAUUGCGCCAUACAACAAGACGAUCCACGCUCAUUUCGUUGCGCAACAGUUCCGUGGGUUCGACGUCGUCGAGAAGCACCUUGCUACGCGUACCUUCCUCGUUGGGGAGCGCAUCACCCUCGCCGAUAUAUCGCUCGCUAUGUCCACCCUUACUGCCGUGUAUGUGACCCUCGGCUCCGCAGCGCGCGCCAAGUAUCCGAACGUGAUCCGUCACCUGGAGACGAUCGUGUACCAUCCGAAGAUCAAGUCCGUCUUUGGCGAGAUCGCGUACCAGGAGAAGGCAAUGGAGUACGUGCCGCCACCGAAGGAGAAGGAGCCGAAAGGUCAUGGAGAGCCAAAUCCGAAGCCCGAGAAGAAGAAGAAGAAGAAUAAAGCAGUCGAAGAGGACGAAGAAGACGACGAUCUGGCUCCUAAGGAGGAGCCAAAGGCGAAGAACCCUCUAGAUUUGCUGCCGAAGUCCUCCUUCAACCUGGAGGAUUGGAAGCGUGCCUAUUCUAACAAGGACACUCGCGGCUCUGGCGGCUCUUUAGAAUGGUUCUACGAAUACUUCGACCCCGAAGGCUUCUCCGUCUGGCGCGUCGACUUCAAGUACAACGACGAGCUCACCCAGACUUUCAUGUCCUCCAACCAGAUCGGUGGCUUCUUCAACCGCCUUGAGGCUUCGCGCAAGUAUCUUUUCGGGUCCAUGGGCGUACUAGGCGCAACGAAUGACUCGAUCCUAACCGGCGUUUUGGUAUGCCGCGGCAAGGAUAUCAAGUCCGCCGUUGAGGUUGCUCCCGAUUGGGAGAGCUACGAUUACACUCCAAUCAACCUAUCGGACGUCAAGCAGAAGGCGUUCUUCGAAGGCGCUCUCGCCUGGGACCUGGAGAUCGACGGGAAGGCUUGGGCUGAUGGCAAGAACGUGAGAUUCCUGAGCAAUUCUAGCUCAGAUACGAUCACUAAUGGGGGACCGAUUCAGUUCAAAUAA
This is a messenger RNA of Punctularia strigosozonata HHB-11173 SS5, 1362 nucleotides long. RefSeq names its product EF1G-domain-containing protein. The record is from RefSeq and is a predicted model, not a curated record. Gene Ontology annotation, biological process: translational elongation. Bases 1 to 1362 code for a protein of 453 amino acids. NCBI's taxonomy places the organism in Eukaryota, Fungi, Basidiomycota, Agaricomycetes, Corticiales, Punctulariaceae. The transcript has 5 exons. Gene Ontology annotation, molecular function: translation elongation factor activity. Gene Ontology annotation, cellular component: cytoplasm; nucleus.